UAGACCGCGAUCGGUGAUAAUAGGAUUCUCAGGUUUGACAUCUUGAAUUGCUGUAAAAAAACAACACUUGUCUUCCUUGGGUAGCCCUUGCCGAGAAACAAUACGACAAGGUCAUCAGGUCAAAUGGCGGAUAUCGAGCAACCGGGUCCGGUCGUUUCUCAGGCAAAGCACGUCCUGUACUGCGAAGUCUGCACACUACCAGCAGAGUACUGUGAGUUCGGUGGAACGGCGAAAAAGUGCGAAGAAUGGCUGAAGGACACGCACCCAGAUGCGUAUCAGCAGCUAUACUCUGAAGAAGCCUUGAACUCCAAAUUAUCUUCACUUUCAGUAUCUGCACAGGAGCGCGCCGCCAAGGAUGCAGCUAAGAAGGAGGCAAAGGCUGCUGCAGCAGAGGCGCGAGAUGCGGAGCGUAAGGCGGCCUCGAAGGUACAAAUCAAACGUGUUGAACGUAACAAGCGCAAACAUGUCACCGUCAUCACAGGUCUGGAUAUAUACGGAUUGGAAAACAAGAAGCUCGCCAAAGAGCUUGGCAAGAAAUUCGCAACUGGUUCCUCCAUGACACGCUCUGCUGGGGGCACCGAGGAGAUUACAGUCCAGGGUGAUGUCAGUGAGGAUGUGAAAGAAUGGCUACUGGAAUUCUAUGGCAAGGAGAUCCCCGAGGCCAACAUUGAGCUCAUUGAGGACAAGAAGAAGAAGUCGAGCAAUUGAUUCAAUUCCUGCCAACGGUCUAUUAGAUGAUAGGAGAUUAAACGCCUAAGGUACUAAGCCCGGAUAUCUGAAUGCAUCUGGGUAUCAUAUCAUCAUACACAGAAAAGCCAAUACAAAUGAAUGAAGUCGAGGCCGGCCUUGACCUUCAAGCUAAGAGUGUAAGCGCAGGACAAACUUAUAGCUCAUCGAGAAAAUUUAGGGGAUCGUUGUCAGGA
Molecule: messenger RNA, 923 nt
Organism: Aspergillus saccharolyticus JOP 1030-1
Lineage: Eukaryota; Fungi; Ascomycota; Eurotiomycetes; Eurotiales; Aspergillaceae
Gene: tma22
Product: putative RNA binding protein Tma22
Exons: 4
Coding region: 124-708 (194 amino acids)
Biological process (GO): translation reinitiation; formation of translation preinitiation complex
Molecular function (GO): mRNA binding; translation initiation factor activity
Source: RefSeq, a predicted model, not a curated record